This is a messenger RNA of Lizanozyma spartinae, 495 nucleotides long. RefSeq names its product mitochondrial 37S ribosomal protein uS12m. Gene Ontology annotation, biological process: translation. The record is from RefSeq and is a predicted model, not a curated record. The transcript has a single exon. Lineage: Eukaryota; Fungi; Ascomycota; Pichiomycetes; Serinales; Debaryomycetaceae. Gene Ontology annotation, cellular component: small ribosomal subunit; ribosome. Bases 1 to 495 code for a protein of 164 amino acids. Gene Ontology annotation, molecular function: structural constituent of ribosome.
AUGUUCAAGUCUGUGCUUAAUAGGGUACCUGCCCUAGUUCCAAAGUUGGGUAUAGCCUCCUCCCCCUUCAAAAUGCCGAUGUUUGCCAACCCUAUUGCACAAAUGCAAAAACGUUAUGCUACAUUAAAUCAAAUUAAGAAUGGUAAGCAUUUUAGGCCUAUCAAACCAUUCAUUUCCAAGGCUCCAGAUUUGGAAGGAAACCCAUUCAAGAAAGGAGUAGUAUUGAGAGUGAUGAUUGUUAAACCCAAGAAACCUAAUUCUGCCCAAAGAAAAUGUUGUAGAGUCAGAUUGACCAAUGGUCAUGUGGUUACAUGUUUUAUUCCUGGUGAAGGUCAUAAUUUACAGGAACAUAAUUUGGUUUUGGUGAGAGGGGGAAGAUCACAAGAUUUACCUGGGGUUAAAUAUAAAAUUGUUAGAGGAACUUUGGAUUGUGCUGGUGUUGCUAACAGACAAACUGCCAGAUCUAAAUACGGGGCUAAGAUGCCCAAGCAAUAG